AUGUCUGUGGAUGUUGUCAGCGUGGACUCUGUCGCGUUCAAACGGCAUGGGCCGGGAAUGCUGACGCUGCCGUCCACCCGCCACUGCCUGCGCUGCACCCGCCGCAGCGACCGGGUGUGCUUCACUCUGCUGCAGCCGGCCUGCGUCGUGCGCGAAGAGAACGCCGAGGCGCAGCCCUUCAGCGAGCCCCUGGGAGCCGCCUUGUCCGGCCUGCCUCUGCGCCACGCGUCGCCGCUCAAGGCCGCCCUCAGGGACCUCUUGCUUCGCGUGGACGAGGCUGCUCUGGACACCGAGGCUGCCCCCGACUGCAAAUACCGAGAUCCACCCUCGCCCACCACGCAAGCUGUUGAGCUGCUCACCUUCUUCAGGCAGUACUGCACGCUGCUGUCACUGGCGGCACUCGUCUGCCUCGCAGAGUGUGUGGUCGGUUGGUUUUGCAGGCGCUGA
This is a messenger RNA of Dermacentor silvarum, 447 nucleotides long. RefSeq lists its product as uncharacterized. The transcript is spliced from 3 exons. NCBI's taxonomy places the organism in Eukaryota, Metazoa, Arthropoda, Arachnida, Ixodida, Ixodidae. Bases 1 to 447 code for a protein of 148 amino acids. The record is from RefSeq and is a predicted model, not a curated record.